UCCUCUCUUCGGCCUCCAUCCGGGAGCGACUGCCAAGACGUCCCGAGCGGCGCCAGAGCCCGCGCGGUGAGUUCCGCAGGCAUGGUGGGCCCGGCGCUGGCUGCCUCCCCGGCCGGGGGCGUCGCGCUGGAGAACGCCAACCCGCUCAUCUACCGGCGCCAGGGCGAGCGGCCGGUGACGGCGCGGGAGGAAGACGACGAGCUGCCCGACGCCAUCGACGACCGCGAGAUCUUCGAUCUCAUUCGGUCCAUCAAUGACCCGGAACAUCCCUUAACGUUGGAAGAGCUAAAUGUUGUGGAACAAGUUCGUGUCAAAGUGAACGAUGCAGAAAGUACUGUUUCGGUGGAGUUCACUCCCACCAUUCCUCACUGCAGCAUGGCAACGCUGAUUGGCCUUUCGAUCAAAGUGAAGCUGAUUAGAUCCCUCCCUGAAAGGUUUAAGGUAGAUGUCCACAUAACACCUGGAACCCACACCUCUGAGCAUGCAGUGAACAAGCAGUUGGCUGACAAAGAGAGAGUUGCGGCUGCCUUGGAAAAUGCCCAUUUGCUGGAAGUGGUGAACCAGUGCUUGUCAGGAAGACCUUGAUGCAACGUCUCCCACCUGGCUGUAGUCUUACUCAUUUUGUAUAUAAGAGGCUAUCAUUGUAUGCAUGCUUAAGUUUUUAAAAAUGUUUUCGUAAAGGCAAGGCCUUGUCACUGCUUUAAGGAAACUGAUUUAAAAGGAAAUGUGAAUUGGAAACACAUACUGUUGAAACAGAGUGUCUUUUCUGGGCCUGAAAUAAAGGAACGGAUCUUA
This is a messenger RNA of Eublepharis macularius, 795 nucleotides long. It is a transcript of the gene CIAO2B, whose product is annotated as cytosolic iron-sulfur assembly component 2B. The record is from RefSeq and is a predicted model, not a curated record. NCBI's taxonomy places the organism in Eukaryota, Metazoa, Chordata, Lepidosauria, Squamata, Eublepharidae. The coding region runs from base 82 to 585 and encodes 167 amino acids. The transcript has 5 exons. Gene Ontology annotation, biological process: iron-sulfur cluster assembly. Gene Ontology annotation, cellular component: cytosolic [4Fe-4S] assembly targeting complex.